CCGCGGGGGGUGGGCAGAAUUCUCUUAGUCACAGGGUUCUUGUUCUUUUUCUGUACGAGGAAGUGAUCUGAAACAGGGGUGGAGGCGUAGUGGAAGAAGAAAAGUAGAGGAAAAGGAGAGAUUUGAGAAAGCAUAGCUGAAUAUAGAACACAGAGCAGCAAGCAUGACGAACGGAUACAUUUUAGAGAUCAGGACGUCGUCGUCUUCGCCUGGCGCAGACGAGGUCGGAGGUGGAGGAGGGGCCGGGAAUGGCCCCAAGAAGAAUAUGAACCGUACAGACCGCCUCAAGGCGCAGUUCAAGGGAAUAGACAGUAAAGACAACGACUUGGCGUUGCGGAUGAACAGCAAGGCAAGUGCAGAUGGGAAGAGGAGGCGGCACCAGGGCGGCAGCGAGAAGCACGGGAGGAAGAGCUCGUCACACUCUUUGGACAAGUACAUCAAAUUUACAGUGAAGAGGUCAGACCGCUCGGAUGACGACAUAUUGAACCGAAUGACGAAGUUCAUGUUUAUCUUUCUCAGUGUGGGCUUGUUCUGGCAUGUGCUGAACAACGUGGACCCGAUCGGGAAGGUGAUUGGAGGCCGGGGACGUCUGAUGGAGAUAAACGACGUCUUUUGGCGAGAGUACCACAAGGUGACCGGGGUGCUCAACGGGAGGCGACAUCGAAUAGACGAGCGACUUUUGAAGAGGAGCGAACAUGCAGGCGGAGAGCUUGGAUACAACGUGGGCAGCGACAGCCGGAUACGAGAGGGGUUGAGGGACGCCGUGGUGAAGGUGUUUUUGGUGGUGGAGAAGGUGUUCUUCGAGAUGAAGAUGGGCCGCGAGGAGUGCUUCGUGCAGGACCUGAUCAGCCUGUUCUACUUGGGGAUCAGUGUGUUUGUGAUCAACGAGAUCUACUGGCGGAUCUACCACGAGAUCGAGGAGAGCUUGAUCAUCAUUCCGCACUUGGGCGUGCAGGCCGAGAGCAUCUUGAUCAAGGAGAACAUCUGGCAGGUGCUGAAGAGCGUGCUUGGGCUGCGGCGGCUGCUGUUCAACAUGAACCCGGGGCUGGCGCACGUGCCGGCGACGGGGGCAGCGCCGGCCGCAGCGUCGGCGGCGGCGCCUGUGCCUCCGUGCAGCAAGGAGAAGGGCGUGGUGAUCAACAAGCAGUUUGUGCCGAUGGACUACGUGAAGGACAUUGUGAUCAACGAGGGCUUCAAGGGCUUCGAGGUGGUGUUCUACAUGACGUUGAUCAUGGAGGAGGGCGUGGUGGUGGUGAGCGGCGGCAGCGAGGAGCGCUGGGACGCCGGCCACGCCAGACGCAGCCACGGUGCCGCCCGCCGGGCCGCCCGCCGGGCCGACCGGGACCGCCGCACAGGACUCGACGUCGUGGUGGACGUGGACCGCCGCCUGGCGGACGACGACGACGGCGACAGCGCCGCCAACACCAACGACGACGAUGACGGCUACGACGGCGGCCGCAGCGGCGACGACGCCGCCCCCGCCGACCACGACACAGGCUACUACAGCGGCGACCACGGCCGCCACCGCGUCCUGCCAGACUCCACCUCCGUCCCCGAGCAGACCAAGUUGAAGAUGAUCGUUGUGUUUCCCAACCUGCUGCCGCGGCGGGCUGUCUUGGAGACCGUCUUCCGCAAGAGCCGCGAGUACCUGAAGCGCUGACACGCCCCCACAGACACAUAUACAUACAUAAAUACAUACAUACACCUCUAAUCCACCAUUCGACGCUUCCGUCUGACCCUCUGGCACUCCGACACCCUUCUCUACAACACCCCGGGUGUCGCACCCCCUGCGGCUGUGCCGUCGUACCCCCGUUCCGCCUGCCUCGCUGAGCCCCCUCCCUCCCCCUUCCCGGCCCACACGUGCGCUGACGUAAGCGCCCACCCGCCGCUUGUUUACGUGCCGGCGCGGCCGUGACUGUUAUUGUUGUUUUUUGUUGUUGUUGUUGUUGUUGUUUUUUUUUUGCGACUGUUGUUUGCCUGUUGCUUUUCUCGCUUCUGGAUUUUUCGCUGUCGCUAUUGUUGAAGGGCGAUCUGUUUUUCUACUGCGGUGACGUGGUUAUUGCCUUUCGCCAGAUGCGGAAAGGAG
Pichia membranifaciens NRRL Y-2026 is the source of this 2086-nucleotide messenger RNA. RefSeq lists its product as hypothetical. The transcript has a single exon. The record is from RefSeq and is a predicted model, not a curated record. Gene Ontology annotation, cellular component: glycosylphosphatidylinositol-N-acetylglucosaminyltransferase (GPI-GnT) complex. Bases 164 to 1660 code for a protein of 498 amino acids. Gene Ontology annotation, biological process: GPI anchor biosynthetic process. NCBI's taxonomy places the organism in Eukaryota, Fungi, Ascomycota, Pichiomycetes, Pichiales, Pichiaceae.